UGGGGGUUCGGAGAGAGGCCAAAGGCUGGGUGCUCUGGCCCCUCUUUCCUGUCCAGUGUGCUUGGCUCUACCAGGGGCGCGGCCCUUGUUGUGCUGGGAAGUUCCAGCAAAUCCAGGGAGGCCUUCAAACAGAUACUUAAGAGAAACCAUUCCAGAUCUUUGAACUUUUUCCCAUUAAACUCACGCCAGAAGAAUUGUUGCAAGAUUUGAUGUCUGUCGGGCUAGGAGGAAGGACAUGUGAAAAGUUUUGACAGAGUUUCUGUGCCAGAUGAAAUUGGCAUACUCGCUAUCAUGGAUCCUCUGCGGGAAGCAAAUGGCACCUUUGCCUUAAACCUUUUGAAAAUACUGGGAGAAGACAGCUCAAAAAAUGUAUUUUUCUCACCCAUGAGCAUCUCCUCGGCCCUGGCCAUGGUCUGCAUGGGGGCAAAGGGAGACACUGCAAGCCAGAUGAUUCAGGCGCUUUCUUUGGAUAAAUGCAGCAGCAGUGGAGGUGGAGAUGUCCACCAGGGCUUCCAGUCACUUCUCAGCGAAGUGAACAAGACUGGAACACAGUACUUGCUCAAAACAGCUAAUAAGCUCUUUGGAGAAAAGACUUGUGAUCUUUUAGAAUCUUUUAAAGAUUCCUGCCACAAGUUCUAUGGAGCUGAGAUGGAAGAGCUGGACUUUCAGGGAGAUACAGAGCAGUCCCGACAGCACAUCAACACCUGGGUGGCCAAAAAGACAGAAGAUAAAAUUAGAGAGUUGCUGUCUCCAGGUACACUGAAUUCAGACACUCUGCUGGUCCUUGUGAAUGCCAUCUACUUCAAAGGAAACUGGGAGAAGCAGUUUGACAAAGAGGACACCAGGGAGAUGCCUUUCAAAGUCACCAAGAAUGAGGAGAAACCUGUGCAAAUGAUGUUUAAGAAGUUUACCGUCAACAUGACCUAUAUUGGAGAGAUAUUCACCAAGAUUCUGUUGCUUCCCUAUGCUGGCAAUGAGCUGAACAUGAUCAUCAUGCUUCCAGAUGAGCAUGUUGAACUGAGAACAGUGGAAAAGGAAAUAACUUAUGAGAAAUUCAUAGAGUGGACAAGGCUGGACAAGAUGGAUGAAGAAGAGGUGGAGGUUUUCCUCCCACGGUUUAAACUGGAGGAGAAUUAUGACAUGAAGGAAUUCCUGUGCAAGCUGGGCAUGACUGAUGCCUUUGACAACAGGGCAGACUUUUCUGGAAUAUCUUCCAAGCCAGACUUGUUCCUGUCCAAGGUUGUGCACAAGUCCUUUGUGGAGGUCACUGAGGAGGGCACCGAGGCUGCUGCUGCUACAGCUGCCAUCAUGAUGAUGAGGUGCAUGAGGUUCACCCCCCGCUUCUGUGCCGACCACCCCUUCCUUUUCUUCAUUCAGCAUGUUCAGACCAAUGGCAUUCUGUUCUGUGGCCGGUUCUCCUCUCCCUGAGGAAAGGAUGCUCCUAUCAGUCUUUUACCCAUUCUCCAUGGUUUGCCUGUGACCCAAGUGACCUUAUCCAUAAGUGCAAUGACAAUUUUGAAAUAAAGGGCUUUCUAGCAUCCCACCUUUAUAA
Molecule: messenger RNA, 1552 nt
Organism: Peromyscus eremicus (cactus mouse)
Lineage: Eukaryota; Metazoa; Chordata; Mammalia; Rodentia; Cricetidae
Product: serpin B6
Exons: 7
Coding region: 292-1428 (378 amino acids)
Biological process (GO): negative regulation of endopeptidase activity
Cellular component (GO): cytoplasm
Molecular function (GO): serine-type endopeptidase inhibitor activity
Source: RefSeq, a predicted model, not a curated record